CUCUGUCUCUCUCUCACCCCUCUUACCUGAAAGCUGAAGCGAGUCGAAUAGGCGACUUUCUAUACCGCGCAUCAUCGCUGUUGCGCGCUUCUCCAUCUCCACUGACGACGCAAUCGCCGCCUUCGGUAGAAAUUCUUCGAGGGCCGCGCUGCCGAUUUGUCUUCGAGAGGGUGGGAGAUUCAAGGUAUUUCUGAGAAAGAGCAGCAUUAAAAUAAAUAACUCAUGUCGUGCUUUGCAUGCUGUGGAGAAGAAGAUAUUCACAGUGCACCUGUUAAGGGGGGUGCUUUUCCUGCAAGCCAGACAGCAGGCAAUGACGGAUCUUACCGCACAUCUGAUCCUGCCCCGAAGGGUGUUCAAACUGUGAAAGUGCAACCUAUUGAAGUCCCCGUAAUUCCUGUAGAAGAAAUAAAAGAAGUGACUGAUAAUUUUGGGAACAAUGCUUUGAUUGGAGAGGGCUCGUAUGGUAGAGUGUAUUAUGGUGUACUAAAAAAUGGUAAAGCUGCAGCUUUAAAGAAAUUAGAUUCCAGUAAACAACCGGACCAAGAAUUUCUUGCCCAGGUAUCAAUGGUAUCAAGAUUAAAGAAUGAAAAUGUUGUUGAGCUGCUUGGAUAUUAUGUUGAUGGUAGUCUCCGUGUCCUUGCAUAUGAGUUUGCAACAAUGGGAUCUCUUCAUGAUAUUCUUCAUGGGCGCAAGGGAGUUAAGGGUGCACAGCCAGGUCCGGUUCUCUCAUGGACUCAAAGAGUUAAAAUUGCUGUAGGAGCAGCAAGAGGGCUUGAAUACCUACACGAGAAAGCUCAACCUCGUAUUAUUCACCGAGAUAUUAAGUCUAGCAAUAUACUACUUUUUGAUGAAGAUGUGGCAAAGAUUGCUGAUUUUGAUCUUUCCAAUCAAUCUCCUGACAUGGCAGCUCGUCUGCACUCUACUAGGGUUCUUGGAACUUUUGGAUAUCAUGCCCCAGAGUAUGCAAUGACUGGGCAGCUUAGUGCUAAGAGCGAUGUUUAUAGCUUUGGAGUUGUCCUUUUAGAACUAUUGACCGGUCGCAAACCUGUUGAUCAUACAUUACCACGGGGCCAACAAAGUCUCGUCACUUGGGCGGCACCAAGGCUUAGUGAAGAUAAAGUUAGGCAGUGUGUUGACACUAGACUAGGAACAGACUAUCCCCCCAAGGCUGUCGCCAAGUUUGCUGCCGUCGCUGCCUUAUGUGUACAAUACGAAGCUGAUUUCCGGCCGAACAUGAGCAUUGUUGUAAAAGCUCUGCAGCCUCUUCUAAACGCUAGGCCAGGUGGACCAUCUGUUGAAUCUUAAUGAUUUUGUUUGUAAUUUAUCCUCCAAGUUCCAAUUGCUUUUUGCUGAACCUCGCAUGCAGCUUGUUUGUUUAGUAAUUUUAUUGUCGUACAGUAAUGUUUUCUUUUUCAUGAUCUGGAAAUUGUUUGGACUUAGAUUUGUUGUAAUUUUGAAUUGCAUAUUAAUAUAAUUAAAGGUAUUAUAUCAGGAACA
This is a messenger RNA of Dendrobium catenatum, 1497 nucleotides long. Its product is annotated as pto-interacting protein 1. The transcript has 8 exons. Gene Ontology annotation, molecular function: protein kinase activity; ATP binding. The coding region runs from base 223 to 1305 and encodes 360 amino acids. NCBI's taxonomy places the organism in Eukaryota, Viridiplantae, Streptophyta, Magnoliopsida, Asparagales, Orchidaceae. Gene Ontology annotation, biological process: protein phosphorylation. The record is from RefSeq and is a predicted model, not a curated record.